Cucurbita pepo subsp. pepo (vegetable marrow) is the source of this 1111-nucleotide messenger RNA. Its product is annotated as U-box domain-containing protein 33. The record is from RefSeq and is a predicted model, not a curated record. Lineage: Eukaryota; Viridiplantae; Streptophyta; Magnoliopsida; Cucurbitales; Cucurbitaceae.
CCGAACUCCUCAUUUAUAUUUAAACAUUGCUCGAAGCAGUUGGAAAACUGCAACAAACAGCGGAAACUGCUUUCUUCUUCCCCAAAUCAAUCAAACCACAAUACCUAGUUUUCAUCUGCCAUGUCGGCGUUGCCAUCUCCGGCGGAGGCCGGUAAUAUUCACGGCGAUGAUGGGUUCGGAAGCGAGUUCAGGACUUACAGGUACAGCAGCAGCACAAGCGAGAUAGAGGAAGAGGAUUCAGCUCAGACAUUUGAAAUCAAAAGGCAAACGGUAUCGGCGGCGGCGGCGGCGGGGGCAGGGUUGGAGAGCAUUAGGGAAGAUUACAGCCGUGGGUGUUCGUUCUCGUCGGAUGCUCUGAAAUGGGAGGAUUGUGUUUAUGUUGGAGUGGGGAAAAGCGAUUCUAGUAAUGAAGCGCUUCAGUGGACUCUCAAGAACGCCAUUACAAGCUCUACCACUGUUGUCUAUCUCUUACAUGUCUUCCCUGAGACACGUUACAUUCCCAGCCCAUUGGGAAAGAUUCCAGUUAAUCAGGUGAGUAAACAACAAGUGGCUAUCCAUGUAGCUCAAGAAGAAAGCAAAAGGAAGGAUUUUCUUCAGAAUUUCAUUGAUUCUUGUUCAUUGGCUAAGGUUAAGGCAGACACUGUGCUGAUUGAGAGUGACAUGGUAGCAAGGGCCAUUUUGGAUGUUAUACCAAUUCUCAACAUAAGGAAGCUAGUCCUUGGAGCCAACAAAUCCAGGAAGUUGAGAUCUCGAGGGGGAAGUGGAAUCGCUAACGAGAUACUUCAGAAAGCUCCUGAAUUUUGUGAGGUUAAGGUUGUUUGUGAAGGGAAAGAAACAAGCCAACUGGGUGGAUUGCCCUCUCCUAUCUCUUCGCCUCGCUACCAAGAUGAUAGCUCCAAGGAUAAUGAUCCUAAUUCCACCAUUACUGUAGCUGAAGAACAACGAAACAGUUCAGUUUCUUGCAUGUGUUUUAAAACUAAGUUUGUAUGAGGAACAUGAACAUCGAUUACCUUAGCAGCUUUCUUGUCUUGUCCCUAAAGGAUCAAAGUUUGUGUUUUGAUUUUUGUGUAAAUGAACUUUUAUGGGAAGAGUCAAAAUAAUCCAUUCAUUA